Vicugna pacos (alpaca) is the source of this 4410-nucleotide messenger RNA. NCBI's taxonomy places the organism in Eukaryota, Metazoa, Chordata, Mammalia, Artiodactyla, Camelidae. The record is from RefSeq and is a predicted model, not a curated record.
CGGAGGUGGGGGCGGGCCGGCAUCUUCGGAGCAGUGGGCCGCUCUGCGUGGGUACCACGGCCCCGCCCCGGUGAUCGCGAAUUCCCGAGCGCACAGCCCCGGCUUCCCGGCUCAGGGAACCGCCCCGCCGCCAUCCCAGCAGCGGGGCCGGGACGCGGAGUGGGGGCCCGAAGUCCACCAGGUUGCAGUGCAUCGUCGCCGCCCACCGGCCAUCAUAGAGGAGUACGAACAAUGGCUGAUAACAGUGUAUUAACAUCCACAACUGGGAGGACAAGCUUGGCGGACUCUUCCGUUUUUGAUUCUAAAGUUACUGAAACUUCUAAGGAAGACUUAUUUAUUGGACCUACUUCCUAUGUUGAAGAAGAAAUGCCUCAGGUUGAAACAAGAGUGAUACUGGUUCAAGAAGCUGGAAAACAGGAAGAACUUAUAAAAGCCUUAAAGACUAUUAAAAUAAUGGAAGUCCCUGUUAUAAAGAUAAAAGAAAGUUGUCCUGGAAAAUCGGAUGAAAAAUUAAUAAAAAGUAUUGUUAAUAUGGAAAUUAAAGUGCCAUUUGUAAAGAUGGAAUCAAUUGAAGAAUUUAAAAGUUUGGAUUCUCCAGAAUUUGAAAAUGUAUUCAUAGUCAUGGACUUCGAGGAUUCUGUCUUUAAUGAGUUAUACAAGACUGAUUGUAGAGUUAUUGGACCACCAGUAGUAUUAAACUGUGCCCAGAAAGGAGAGCCUUUGCCAUUUGCAUGUCGCCCACUCUAUUGUGCAAGCAUGAUGAAUCUAGUACUAUGUUUUACUGGAUUCAGGAAGAAAGAAGAACUAGUCAGAUUGGUGACAUUGGUUCAUCACAUGGGUGGAGUUAUUCGAAAAGACUUUAAUUCAAAAGUUACACAUUUGGUGGCAAAUUGUACACAAGGAGAAAAAUUCAGGAUAGCUGUGAGCUUGGGUACUCCAAUUAUGAAGCCAGAGUGGAUUUAUAAAGCUUGGGAAAGGCGGAAUGAACAGGAUUUCUGUGCAUCAGUUGAUGACUUUAGAAAUGAAUUUAAAGUUCCUCCAUUUCAAGAUUGUAUUUUAAGUUUCUUGGGAUUUUCAGAUGAAGAGAAGACCAAUAUGGAAGAAAUGACUGAAAUGCAAGGAGGUAAGCAUUUACCAGUUGGAGAUGAAAGAUGCACUCAUCUUAUAGUUGAAGAGAGUAUAGUAAAAGAACUUCCAUUUGAACCUUCGAAGAAGCUUUAUGUUGUCAAGCAAGAGUGGUUCUGGGGAAGCAUUCAAAUGGAUGCCCGAGCUGGAGAGACUAUGUAUUUAUAUGAAAAGGCUAAUACACCUGAGCUCAAGAAAUCAGUGUCACUGCUUUCUCUAAAUACCCCAAACAGCAAUCGCAAAAGACGUCGUUUAAAAGAGACACUUGCUCAACUUUCAAGAGAUACAGACAUAUCACCUUUUCCUCCCCGUAAGCGCCCAUCAGCUGAACAUUCCCUUUCUAUAGGGUCACUUCUAGAUAUCUCCAACACGCCAGAAUCUAGCAUUAAUUAUGGAGAAACACCAAAGUCUUGUACUAAGUCUUCUAAAAAUUCCACUCCAGUUCCUUCAAAGCAGUCAGCCAGGUGGCAAGUUGCAAAAGAGCUCUAUCAGACUGAAAGUAAUUAUGUAAAUAUAUUGGCUACAAUUAUUCAGUUAUUUCAAGUACCAUUGGAAGAGGAAGGACAACGUGGUGGACCUAUCCUUGCACCAGAAGAGAUUAAGACUAUUUUUGGUAGUAUUCCAGAUAUCUUUGAUGUGCACACUAAGAUAAAGGAUGAUCUUGAAGACCUUAUUGUUAAUUGGGAUGAGAGCAAAAGCAUUGGUGAUAUCUUUCUUAAAUAUUCAAAAGAUUUGGUAAAAACCUACCCUCCUUUUGUGAACUUUUUUGAAAUGAGCAAGGAAACAAUUAUUAAAUGUGAAAAACAGAAACCUAGAUUUCAUGCUUUUCUGAAGAUAAACCAAGCUAAACCAGAGUGUGGACGGCAAAGCCUUGUUGAACUUCUCAUCCGACCAGUACAGCGAUUACCCAGUGUUGCGUUACUUUUAAAUGAUCUUAAGAAGCAUACAGCUGAAGAAAAUCCUGACAAAAGCACUCUAGAAAAAGCCAUUGGAUCACUAAAGGAAGUAAUGACGCAUAUUAAUGAGGAUAAGAGAAAAACAGAAGCUCAAAAGCAAAUUUUUGAUGUUGUUUAUGAAGUAGAUGGAUGCCCAGCUAAUCUUUUAUCUUCUCACCGAAGCUUAGUCCAGAGAGUUGAAACAGUUUCUCUAGGUGAGCACCCCUGUGACAGAGGAGAACAAGUAACUCUCUUUCUCUUCAAUGACUGCCUGGAGAUAGCAAGAAAACGACACAAAGUUAUUGGCACUUUUAGGAGUCCCCAUGGCCAGACCCGACCGCCAGCUUCUCUUAAGCAUAUUCAUCUAAUGCCUCUUUCUCAGAUUAAGAAAGUGCUAGACAUAAGAGAGACAGAAGAUUGCCAUAACGCUUUUGCCUUGCUUGUGAGGCCGCCCACAGAGCAGGCAAAUGUAUUGCUCAGUUUCCAGAUGACAUCAGAGGAGCUUCCAAAAGAAAGCUGGCUAAAGAUGCUAUGUCGACAUGUAGCCAACACCAUUUGUAAAGCAGAUGCUGAGAAUCUUAUUUAUACUGCUGAUCCAGAAUCCUUUGAAGUAAAUACAAAAGAUAUGGACAGUACAUUGAGUAGAGCAUCUAGAGCAAUAAAAAAGACUUCAAAAAAGGUUACAAGAGCAUUUUCUUUCUCCAAAACUCCAAAAAGGGCUCUACGAAGAGCUCUUAUGACAUCCCAAGGUUCAGUGGAGGGAAGAAGUCCUUCUAGCAAUGAAAAGCACGUAAUGAGUCGUCUGUCUAGCACAUCGUCAUUAGCAAUUACCCAUUCUGUUUUUACAAGCAGUAUAAUUGGACUUACUAAGCAUCUUUAUGUUCAGCGCUCAAACUCUACUGGUGGGCGCUUUCAAAACUCCUGGUUUCGAUCUAUACGUCAUUCUGCCUCACAGACUAGUUAUUCAGAGAUGGUAGAAGGAAAUACUGAUUUUUCAAAUUCAAAAAAAAGUUCUAUCCAAGUCAUCUUUGAAAUUUGUGAAGAAUUAGGAGAUAUGCCAACCAGUAAUGGAAACAAGCCUCGUGAAGUUUAAUGGCAUUCCAUCUCCCUCCCUUGUCAGCCUUCCUUCUUUCUUUGAAAGGAGAAGUCAUACUUUAAGUAGAUCUACAACUCAUUUAAUAUGAAGUUUUAAAAAAAAAAUCUUAAUUUGUAGAAACUUAUGAACACCUCAUAUUCAAACAAGAAACUGACUUAAAUGGUACUUGUCAUUAGCACUUGGUGAAAGCUGGAAAGAAGGUAACACUAAACUAUGCCCUUUUAUUUUCUUCUUGAAAGAGUAAGGUUAACCUCUUACAUUUUUUGAGUUAAUUCAUGUAAAAAAUUAUAUUGAUUUUGAUGUAAUAUUUCUUUUUGCUUGAGUCUAAUUGAAGAUCAAUAAUUUAAGUUAUUCAUGAUAUUAGUAACUUUGCAACAUGAUACAGUAAAUAAAUUUUAUUGGUGGAUGCCAAAUACUGCUGUGAAUCUCUUUGUAUAGUGUCUGUGAAUGAAUUUUUCAAAACAAAUAUAUGUGUAUCUCGAUUUGUGCAGAGAUUAAAUAUCACAUAGAUCUCUGAGUACUGGAAUCUUGUUUCACAUGAGUUGUCUGAAGUAGUUAUUUAACUGCUCCUUUUGAAGUUUAUUUUAUAAUAAAUAAAGAUAUAAUAGCAUGUGGAUUUAAAAAGACUUCCCCCAUUAACAAGAAUAACAGUUAAAGUAGAUGGUUUCAAAACAUACUUGCAAACUGAGAUAUGAACAGAAUGAUUAAAAAAUAAUGUAUACCUUGCACAAAUGUGAUAUUGGUGUAUACACAUAGCUGUUUCAGAGACAAUAUACUUAUGGUGAUUUUAGGCACUAGUAAAUCUUGACUUAGCUUGAUAGUGUGUAGAAUUUAAUUUUGAAGGAUAAGACCAUGUGGAAAUUGUGGUAAGGAUUGUUUAUACUCUUUAUGAAAUAAUUUUAAAGUUGGAGUCAGUUUUACUAAUCUAUUAAAUACAUAGAUACUGUAUAUGGUCAGAUUUUUAUUGUAGACUCAUAAUUAAAUGUAAAAUUGAAAUACAUUUAUUUGCUGUUGUAAAAUAUUUUCAAACCCUGAUAUUAUCUUUCACAGUAGUUUUCUUUUUAUAGUCAGUAAUACAAAAUACUGCAAAUGUUUAAUUGUCGUUUAACAAUUUUCAGUUAUUCAUUAUAAUAGUUUGACUAUAGUUUUUUUUCCUAUGCCACAUAUGUGCCACUUUUAAAUAGUAAAUGACUCAUUAUUGCUAUAUUUUAAAAGCAGUUGUAUUAGGAAGAACUUUGUAAAUAAAUACUUAAA